Messenger RNA from Elaeis guineensis (African oil palm), 2162 nucleotides. RefSeq lists its product as uncharacterized. Lineage: Eukaryota; Viridiplantae; Streptophyta; Magnoliopsida; Arecales; Arecaceae. Gene Ontology annotation, cellular component: nucleolus. Gene Ontology annotation, biological process: nucleosome assembly; transcription by RNA polymerase I. Gene Ontology annotation, molecular function: DNA binding; histone binding. The record is from RefSeq and is a predicted model, not a curated record.
UAUUAGAGUUUUUAGGUCUCGCCGGAUGAAAGUUCUGCAAUGCCCGUCGUGCCUCUUCAAGGUGAGAAAGAGAUAGAAGGCCGAGGGGGAGGGGAGGAGAAUCGCGGGAGAGAGAGAGAGGGAGCGGUGGGAAGACGUCGGCGAUGAGGGAUGGGUACGGCGGCGGCGCCCACGACACGGCGGCGAGAAUCCGGUGGCAGCGGGAAGCGGAGAGGCGUAACAUCCACGAGUUCAAGAACAGGUCCGCCUAUGCGGGCACCUCCGAGGGUUUACAUCGGCAAGAAGAAGAUUACGAAGAGGAAGAAUAUGAUGAAUAUGGGGAGGAACCUUUCGAGCCAGAGGAAGAACAGGAACCAGAACCUCCAAAGCCCACCAGGGAGGAGCAAGAAUUUCUCAAAUUGAGGGAGCAGCUAAAAGAUAAGAUUAGACAGAAGUUGAAGAAACAAAGCACUCAUGCUUUUGGUCGUUUAUCUCAAUCCCAAGACAAUAAAAGGACAACAGCAAAUGACAAAUUUGGCUCCUUCUUUGGCCCUUCACAGCCUGUUAUUGCUCCACGGGUCAUUGAAGAAAGCCGUUUGAUUCGGGAGAAUAAGCAUAUUGUGGCUAAGGUUUCAAGUUCUGGUAGCAAAAGAGAUCCCACGUCUUCAGAAGUAAAGAGCCAAGUACAUCAUCAGCAAGCAAGAGUUGUUAAUGAGCUACAAAGGAAGGCACAGACACUUAAAGACAUGCGGGACUAUUCCUUUCUACUGUCAGAUGAUGCUGAUCUUCCCACCUCUGAGAAGGAGCAGCCUUUAACUAGAAAUGUUUCUGCUCCAAAGGCUGAUGGUCCGUCAGCCCCAACACCAUUAAAGAGCAGGAUACCUACAAGUAAACCUGUAAAGCCAGCCUUGAAUGGUUAUGAAUUGAAGAAGCCAGCUUCUACCAUUCGACCUAUGCAAACCAAAGUAGGUUCUGUGAAAGAAGCUCCUGUGAACAGACACAAGCCCGCUUCAACUGAACCAAGAAAAGUGCUUGGUGGUGGUGCUGGAAAUGGGUCUGUCCAGACUACAGGAAACAAGGCUCUACCCUGCAAGGUUCCUGCUCAGAUUUCCAGUUCAAAGAGGCCUGCUGGGAAGGUUAUAAUUGAUCCUAGUUUAAAGAAGAACACUUCAUCUGCAAAGCCACAUUCUUCUGCUCAAAAGUAUCAUCCUGAACAGAAAAGAGUAACCCAAGUACCAGAUAGAAUAAAAACAACACCGAAAGAGCCACUGCCUUCCUCAAAACCUCAGCUUUCUAAGCAAUUCCAAUCACGGGGCAUCCGUGAUGACUAUUCAAAGAAAAGGCCUGCGACAAGACACUUGGAUGAAGAGGAAGAUGAUGUUGAUGAUGUUCGUGGACUCAUCAGAAAAAUGUUUAGGUAUGACCCUAAUAAAUAUGCAGGGGAUGAUGCAGAUGACAGUGACAUGGAGGUGGGGUUUGAUACCAUCCAGAAGGAAGAACGGAGGAGUUCCAAGAUUGCUAGAAGGGAGGAUGAAGAGCAGCUUCUCCUCAUUGAGCAAGAGGAGGAAGAAGAGAGACGAAGGAAGCUAGUGAGAAAGAAACAAAUGCUACGCCGGCAGUAGUAGUGCUGUGUUAAACCAUACUGAUGAAGGGUAUUCAUUGCUAAACUCCAUCUUCUUGAUGUAAGGGUAAUGAGAUAUCAAAGAUGGAACGGCUUUGCUGCUUUUCCAGGGUUACAAUUUCAGUCAUGGAAAGAUCAUUUUGAGUGCUCAACUGAUGUAACUAAUUUAUGUACAAAAUCAGUGCUGUGAACACUCAAUGUGGCCUUCAGACUGAGCCAUAUCCAGCGAGUUGCUCGGCGUGCCUGUGGGAAUGCAAGUGAAGAAAACUAAGCCCAUUCAUCAUACAAGAUGGUACAGUUCCUGAGUUCCUACUGGAUCACAUCACAAAUAUGCAUUGAUCACAUCACAACCUUUGACCUGACGCGGAAUCAUAACUAUAAUGUUAUUUUUGACGGCAUCAACUUUAUUUUGUUUUCUUAUUGCCAUUUUCUACUGAUGCCAGAUCCUAGGCCUUGAGACCUACUUGAGUCUCUUGUAAUUUCAUUGUCUUGUUUGUCUCCAUUAUUUUGAAUAAUGAAUAAGGAGUAAGGUGAGUAAUCUGAGGUAAAUUUUGCUUUCCUC